This is a messenger RNA of Perca flavescens (yellow perch), 1788 nucleotides long. RefSeq names its product unc-51 like kinase 3 (gene ulk3). Gene Ontology annotation, biological process: reticulophagy; piecemeal microautophagy of the nucleus; autophagy of mitochondrion. The record is from RefSeq and is a predicted model, not a curated record. Gene Ontology annotation, molecular function: ATP binding; protein serine/threonine kinase activity. The coding region runs from base 354 to 1763 and encodes 469 amino acids. Gene Ontology annotation, cellular component: phagophore assembly site membrane; autophagosome; phagophore assembly site. The transcript is spliced from 17 exons. NCBI's taxonomy places the organism in Eukaryota, Metazoa, Chordata, Actinopteri, Perciformes, Percidae.
CAAAAAACAAAUCGCUAUCUAUGGCUAAGCAAGCAACCAGAAUACAAAUCCACUUAACUGAACAUCAAAUAAUACGAAUACGCUAUUUAAAAAAUAAAAAAAACUUAUGAUUUAUUUAUUUUUAGAUUUCUCUUUCAAAUAUGUUUGGUGAAUAGAUUGUAUUUUGCAGUAAUGGAGUACCGACGCUAGGAGACAGUAAUACAUUUAUAACUCCGCAGACCACUGCAGUACAGCUGACUGUGAAACAGCGGUCAACAAUGUAACGUUAAACAUUGACUUUCCGUUCAUGUGACGUGGAUCUGUUAGCCUACAGCCCAGACCUGCUAAGGAAAUCUGAUGUUGCUGUCCUCAGCAUGGCUUCAAACUCCAGCUUUGCUCCUCCAAAACUGUCCGACUUCAUCCUCACAGAGCGGCUGGGCAGUGGCACCUAUGCUACAGUCUACAAAGCCUACAGAAAGGGGGACAGUCGAGAGGUCGUGGCAGUGAAGGUGGUUGGGAAGAAGAGUCUAAACAGGGCGUCUACAGAAAACCUGCUCACAGAGAUUGAAAUCCUCAAGACGAUGCGUCACCCUCAUAUAGUCCAGCUAAAAGACUUUCAGUGGGAUGCUGAUAAUAUUUAUCUGAUCAUGGAGUGGUGUUCUGGUGGAGAUCUCUCCCGCUUCAUUCGCAGCCGCAGGAUUUUACCUGAGAGGGUGGCCCGGUGCUUCCUGCAACAGAUAGCCUGUGCCCUCCAGUUUCUUCAUGAGAGAAACAUCUCACACCUGGACUUGAAACCUCAGAACAUCCUGCUCAGUGGCUCUGUCCUUAAACUCGCAGAUUUUGGUUUUGCCCAGUACAUGUCGCCAUGGGAUGAGCAGAGUGUCCUAAGAGGUUCUCCUCUUUAUAUGGCUCCUGAGAUGGUGUGCCGACGCCAGUACGACUCCAGGGUGGAUCUCUGGUCAGUUGGAGUCAUUCUCUAUGAGGCACUGUUUGGGCGGGCACCAUUUGCAUCGAGAUCAUACGCUGAAUUGGAGGAGAAGAUCCGGAGUAACCAACCUAUUGAGCUCCCUCCUGGGGCCAGGGUAUCCAAGGACUGCAGAGACCUUCUGUUGCGGCUGCUAGAGAGAAAUCCAGAUGCCCGGAUCACCUUUGCAGAGUUUUUCACCCACCCUUUUGUAGAUAUGGAGCAUAUGCCGAGUGCAGAGAGCCUAGUGAAAGCGAAAGAGCUGGUCCUGCAGGCCGUUCAGAAGGACCAGGAAGGGGAGAGGUCCGCGGCUCUCUCUCUUUACUGCAGUGCCCUGGAGCACUUUGUCCCCUCUAUUCACUACGAGACAGACCGACAACGUAAAGAUGCCCUCAGGCAGAAGGUCAGCCAGUAUGUGUCCAGAGCCGAGGAGCUGAAAGCCCUGGUGGCCUCAGACAACAGACUGAGCUUUGAGGAGGCCCGGACGUCCAGGGAUGUCCUCCGAGAAAUGUCUCGAGACCAACCACGGCUGCUGGCUGCUCUGGAAGUGGCUUCUGCUGCCAUUGCUAAGGAGGAGAGUGGAUUGGAUGACCAUGAGGCCCUGGAUGUGUACCAACAGUGCUUAGGAGAACUACUCUUGGCACUAGCAGCCGAGCCCCAGGGUCGCAGGAGAGAGCUGCUCCACAGCGAGAUUAAAAGCCUCAUGACCAGAGCUGAAUACCUCAAAAAGCAUAUCAAGAUGCAGGAGAAUCAGCGGGACGUGUCUCUUGAUCGAGAACCUCUUGCGGACUCUGUCAGAAGCUCUUGCUGUUUGCAGUGAGCAUGACGGUCACCGUGGGAACUGG